AUGACAGCCAUCCUGGAGCGGAUCAGCACGCUGUCCCUCAGCGGGCAGCAUCUCAGUCGUCUCCCCAGGCUGCUGGAGGACGGCUUGCCCAAGAUGCCUUGCACGGUCAAAGAGUGCGAGGUGCCGCAGCUCUUCCGUGAGCCGUACAUCCACACCGGGUACCGUCCCACUGGCCAGGACUGGCGGUACUACUUCCUUAGCCUCUUCCAGAAGCACAACGAGGUGGUCAACGUAUGGACUCAUCUCCUGGCAGCGCUGGCUGUGCUGCUGAGAUUCAAGACGUUUGUGGAGGCUGAGCAGUUACCUGUGGACGCGUGGUCCUUGCCUUUGCUCAUCUUUGUCCUUUCGUCUGUCACCUACCUGACCUGCAGCCUCUUGGCCCACCUACUGCAGUCCAAAUCGGAGCUGUACCACUACACCUUCUACUUCGUGGACUACGUUGGAGUCAGCAUCUACCAGUAUGGUAGUGCCCUGGCUCAUUUCUACUACAGCUCCGACCAAGCCUGGUACGACAAGUUCUGGCUUUUCUUCCUGCCGGCAGCUGCUUUCUGUGGCUGGCUGUCUUGUGCCGGCUGCUGCUAUGCGAAAUAUCGGUACCGACGGCCUUACCCCAUCAUGAGGAAGAUGUGCCAGGUGAUCCCAGCUGGGCUGGCGUUCAUCUUGGAUAUCAGUCCUGUCGCUCACCGGGUGGUUGUGUGUCACCUGGGGGGCUGUGAAGAAGAUGCUGCUUGGUACCACACGUACCAGAUACUGUUUUUCCUUAUCAGUGCUUAUUUCUUCUCCUGCCCGGUCCCUGAGAAGUACUUCCCUGGCUCCUGCGAUAUCGUUGGCCAUGCCCACCAGAUCUUCCACACCUUCCUGGCCAUCUGCACCCUAUCACAGCUGGAGGCCAUUCUUUUGGAUUACAAGAACAGGCAGGAGAUUUUCCUGAAGAGACACGGGCCUUUCUCCGUUUAUCUCUCCUGCAUCUCUUUUUUUGGCCUGGUGGCUUGUAGUGCCAUCACAGCUUACGUCCUGCGAUGCAGGAUCAAGGCCAGCCUGGCUAAAAAGGACUCCUGAGAGUCACGAACGUGACGGGCAUGACAUCACCGGGGUGGUGAAAAUCAAGAAAAGGGGCAUAACAUAUUAGAGACAUAACAGUCUUAUUUGCCUAACACGCUGUGACU
Gymnogyps californianus (California condor) is the source of this 1166-nucleotide messenger RNA. It is a transcript of the gene PAQR8, whose product is annotated as progestin and adipoQ receptor family member 8. Gene Ontology annotation, molecular function: steroid binding; nuclear steroid receptor activity. Gene Ontology annotation, cellular component: plasma membrane. Bases 1 to 1059 code for a protein of 352 amino acids. The record is from RefSeq and is a predicted model, not a curated record. Gene Ontology annotation, biological process: response to steroid hormone. Lineage: Eukaryota; Metazoa; Chordata; Aves; Accipitriformes; Cathartidae. The transcript has a single exon.